Molecule: messenger RNA, 1655 nt
Organism: Linderina pennispora
Lineage: Eukaryota; Fungi; Kickxellomycota; Kickxellomycetes; Kickxellales; Kickxellaceae
Exons: 1
Coding region: 149-1162 (337 amino acids)
Molecular function (GO): protein binding
Source: RefSeq, a predicted model, not a curated record
UUCAAAUUUAUUUUUCAUAAUCGCCUCUUUCCGUCCACAAAUGUUCCGACUGACAGCGCGUCUCCGGCCGCACGCUCGGCUGCUUGCUCAGCGGCGCAUCUCGACAUUCAACAUGGACAACAGCGUGCGUGGGCGACUGCAGCCAUUGAUGACGGGCAUCAAGAUAGUCAGCGGGAUCGCCGGGCUUGUAGCACUGGGCUCAGCGGGGUUCUACCUGUACAUCAACCACCACCUGGACACGAACUGGCCGGCCUCCCCGCUGAUCACCAACCCGGCGACACGCAAGCUGCUGCGCGGGGCAGCCCUACGCGAGCACCUGGCGCCCAACGCGCCGAUCGCCUACCUGUUCCUUUUGCGAGCCCUGGAGCAGAUCCAGCAGGACGGCAAAUUGCCCGAGGAGUCGCCGGAAGUGCAGGAGCUGGUGGUGCGAUUGGCCAGUGCGGCGCGCGCGGCAGGCGAGACGGCAGCGGCCGAGCAGCUGCUGAAGCGAGCGUGGGCCAUGGUCGUCGACGGGCAGGGCCGGGCGAUCUGUGCGCCGGUUGUUGUUGGCGCAGUGACGGUGCAGUAUCCGGAGCAGUGGCGGGACAGGCAGAUCGGGCAGAUUGCGGACCAGCUGGGCCCGCUGCUGACCGGCCAGGGUCGGGCGGCCGAGGCAGUGCGUGUUUUCGGCGCGGCGCUGCAGGCGGCCAAGCGCCAGGAGGAAAAUGACGAGGAUGCGAUGCUUUUGCGGCAGGCCAACCUGGUCACGUCUUUGGGCGAGGCCUUUGCGCUGCAUGGCGAUGUGGAUAGCGCCAGGGCGCUGUUUGAGAGCGCGCUGGUGGAUGUGCAGAAAAGGGCGGGCGACGGCCCGUGGGCGUGCCUGGACGCCGUGCUGAUGUAUAAUUUGGCGCAGAUCAGCGCGCGGGCCGAGGAGAAGCGGGCGUGGGCGAAUUCGGCGCUCAGCGUGGUGCGCAAGCAGCGGGAUGUGCGCGCAUGCCUGAACUGCGAGACGCAUGUGGUCAGGCUUCUGGGCGGCAUGGCCGAGCUGCAGGGCGACCUGGCCGAGGCCAAGAAGCUGUACGACAAGUCGCUGGAGCUGGCGCGCCGAUCGGGCACCGGCAAUAUCGAGCUGACCAGGGAGGCGGCUGAGCGCGUAGCGCACAAGAUGCUAAUUGAUGAAUAAAAAUCUACCCAAAGAUGCUUGCGUCAACCAGCCGGAACGUACUGGCCAGCUGCCGGAACUCUGCAUACGCUGCCGAUACGUCGGCCAGCCCCGGCACGUUCAUGGUUAUCAGAACGUCGGCGUCGUUUUCGGGAAUGCGCUGAAGCGCCAGCAGCACAGCCACGCACUGCGUCCCCUGCUGGUUGAAUUUCCCUGCUUGCUGUCGGCCCGCCAAUGCAAACAUGCCGUUUGUUUCUGUGGUUUCGACGAUUUCGCUCUCGGCCGCGUCGUUGGCAUUGGCCAGCUGCGCGAAAUGGUACUCGAUGGCCUGCAUGCCAGGCUGCGGCACGGCCUCCAGAAUCUCGAUGAUCAGGCUGCGGUCUGUCGAGGUGUCGCAGAACACCUCUUGGUUGUCCGGCACCUGCCGGAACUCGCUUAUGUCGACCAUGCCCGAUGGCACCUGCAUGGUCAUUGCGCCGCCGUAGAGCUCGCGUACAGUGGUCAUUUUUCUACG